ACGGGAGGGGCGGCGUGCGCCGGCGUGACGCGGCCUCGCGGGAUGGGCAGGGCCGAGGCUGAGGCGGCGACGGCGGCGGCGAGUGCUAGAGGCGGCGGCACGACGAGGGCCCUCAAGCCCGACCACCAUGAGCACCAAGCAGGUCACCUGCAGGUACUUUAUGCAUGGUGUGUGUCGGGAAGGAAACCAGUGCCUGUUCUCACAUGACUUGGCGAACAGCAAGCCAUCCACCAUCUGCAAAUACUAUCAGAAGGGCUACUGCGCCUAUGGGACUCGUUGCAGAUACGAUCACACGAGGCCUUCUGCUGCAGCUGGUGGUGCCAUGGGCACCAUGCCCCACGGUGUGCCCUCCCCGGGUUUCCACAGUCCUCACCCUGCUUCCGACCUCACUGCAUCUAUUGUGAAAACGAACUUACAUGAGCCUGGGAAACGUGAAAAGAGAACAUUGGUACUUAGAGACCGAAAUCUCUCUGGCCUGGCUGACGAAAAGACUUCCCCAAGUCUUGUGAGUAAUGCAGGAGGCUGCAGUGAGCCCCAGAGUAGCCCAGAGAUGAAGCCGCACUCUUACCUCGAUGCGAUCAGGAGUGGCCUUGAUGACGUGGAAGCCGGCAGCUCCUACAGCAGUGAGCGGCAGCUGUGCCCCUACGCAGCGGCUGGGGAGUGCCGAUUCGGGGACGCUUGUGUCUACUUGCAUGGAGAAGUGUGUGAGAUCUGUAGGUUACGAGUCCUGCAUCCCUUCGACCCAGAGCAAAGGAAAGCUCACGAGAAGAUCUGCAUGUCGACAUUCGAACAUGAGAUGGAAAAGGCCUUUGCCUUCCAAGCAAGUCAGGACAAAGUGUGCAGUAUCUGCAUGGAAGUGGUCCUUGAGAAGGCAUCUGCUUCUGAGAGGAGAUUUGGGAUUCUCUCCAACUGCAAUCACACAUACUGCUUGUCCUGCAUCCGGCAAUGGAGAUGUGCCAAACAGUUUGAGAACCCAAUCAUUAAGUCUUGUCCAGAAUGCCGUGUGAUAUCAGAGUUUGUAAUUCCAAGUGUGUAUUGGGUAGAAGAUCAGAAUAAAAAGAACGAGUUGAUUGAAGCUUUCAAACAGGGAAUGGGGAAAAAAGCUUGUAAGUACUUUGAGCAAGGCAAGGGGACCUGCCCAUUUGGAAAUAAAUGCCUUUACCGCCACGCUUAUCCUGACGGGCGGCUGGCAGAGCCUGAAAAACCUCGGAAGCAGCUCAGUUCGGAGGGCACCGUGAGGUUCUUUAAUUCAGUACGGCUCUGGGAUUUCAUUGAGAAUCGAGAAAGCCGGCAUGUCCCCAACACUGAAGAUGUCGACAUGACAGAGCUUGGGGACCUCUUCAUGCACCUGUCUGGAGUGGAGUCGUCAGAACCCUAAGGAGUAGACGGUUCCCUCUGCAUCUUGGGCUCUGCCGGCCGAGCCUUCCCAAGCUAGGGUGUGCAGAGCUUCCUUUACUGCAACCCGACGUGGCAUGUGGCUUGGACUUGAUUGGGGUUGUACUUAACAUUGGUCUCAUCCCCUCUCCAUUAUUACAGCCAUGGGAGGAGUGAAGGAUAUAAAAUAACCUACUAAGUAUAUGGAAUCGCUAAUUUCCUAGUUGCUCUCUUUAGGUGCACCUCAGGCUCCUUAGGGGGACCAGCUAACCAACCUGGCUCCUGUCCUUGAGCUUUAGCUCCCUAGAAACAGUCACCUUGCAACUGCCCUUAAAGCAGAGUUUUCUUGACAAAGGCUUCUUCACCCCUGUGGGACGAUCCCUCUAGUGCAUUUCCCCUCACGUACUUCGUGUGUCGCCAAAAGCUGUUUCUCGAAAAGCUCCAUGUAAAUCAAAUCAACGUACAGUGGGGGCACCGACCGCACACCUUAGCAUAGAACUUGUAGUGCUCUUCGCGGCCCCAUCAGAGCAGGGGCCCUGUUGCCCGUGUGUUCGGCGAACAGAGUGUGAACCUCCCUCCCUGUACGGGCGGCGGCUCUGGGCGCAGCAGAGGUACAGCCCCUCGUUUCUGGUUGGUGUCGGGGCCACACGCUCCGGGGAAGCCCAUCCCUGGCUGUCACCUGUGGGCUCUCCUUGCGCUCAAGCCCCAAGGGUCAUUUUACUGAGGGUCCAGCACACGCAUGCUCUUACCGUGUGCCCCUGCUCAAAGCCACUCAUUCAAUCUGUAAAGCCUGGCUUUGAUUUCAAAUUUUGUAAAAAGUUAAUGGCACCCAACAAAGUUUCUAGUUCUGACCCAGCAAUGGUCCUAAAAAAAACAAGUCCUCUGUCCUAAGUUGUGACUUUAAUCGAAGGACCCUAACAUUGUGAAUCAGAACUCACCCCAAGCCUGAAUUAAUCUAUUUUUAUAAACUGUUAUAGAUACCAAAUAUUUUAUAAAAUGCAUUGAAGUGUGGGUAGAAAAAGGUCUGCUCUUACCUGAGUUGAGAGUGCUUUUUGCAUAAUUUUUAUAGUUAAUGCUUUAGUGAAGGGUGACAGUACAAAGGCUGAUUUAGACUCUCUCCCAGCAGAGGCUCUGGGCCCAUUUCCUGCUGCUUGAGUUCUUGCUCCAGAGGGAUGAACAGAUGGGGGAGAGUUCAAGCUGUGAGCUCAGUAGAAGGAAGAAACAGCCAUUAAACCUACAUUUAAUUUAUUUUAUUAAAAUAACAUAAUUGAGGAACCAUCAGAUAACUGUAUUUUGUCAGGCGCAAUAAAAACAAAAUUAAAACCCAAAUCAUCAAGAAAA
This is a messenger RNA of Mirounga angustirostris (Northern elephant seal), 2715 nucleotides long. RefSeq names its product makorin ring finger protein 2 (gene MKRN2). The record is from RefSeq and is a predicted model, not a curated record. Gene Ontology annotation, biological process: protein polyubiquitination. NCBI's taxonomy places the organism in Eukaryota, Metazoa, Chordata, Mammalia, Carnivora, Phocidae. Gene Ontology annotation, molecular function: ubiquitin protein ligase activity; metal ion binding. The coding region runs from base 128 to 1378 and encodes 416 amino acids. The transcript has 8 exons.